UUUCUUUUAUAACCUAAAAAGUACAAUAACAAAAAUAUAAAAAUAAUAAUAACAUUAAAAAGAAUCUUAUGUUAUGUAAAACUGAUCUGUGAUCUAUAAUAAAUAUGUUUACUGUUACAAAUUUAUGUAAAAAUAUCUCUUUUAGUAGGUAUGUGGUCGUACAAGCUAGACUAAAAUCUAAAACACAUUGGGCCAAGUUGAAAAAGAAAACCAGUUCAAAAUAUAAGGCAAUGAAUCACUUCGACGAUUUCUAUGGUUCUGUUUUCGGCGAUAAAUGGGAGCCAAUGAAAGAGGCUCUUCUCCGGCGCAAUAAAUAUGUAGCUGUGGUUAACAACUACGGUGAAGCGGAAGAGACUGUUGAAUCUCUUACAAAUAGAGGUGCACAUUGUCUCAACAAACUAACAGUGAUACAACAAGAGUUUUACAAUCAGUAUCCAACUAAACAAACAGAUGCAAGUACACAACAAAGUAAUAGAAAUAAUAAAUUGCAUGAAUUUACAACAAAACUACAAACUGAGGAAAUAUCAAAUCUCUAUGACCAAAGAGAAGCACCAGAUAGAUUAGACUUACCUGAUGUCUCUUUGAAUUAUUCAAGUGAAGAAAAGCCAACUCAGUUGGUCGAUAAAAAAUUCAAUAAUAACAGAACAAAAGAUCAAUCAAAACAAAGUUCAGAUAUUGAUCAGUCUCGCAUCAUAGACCCUUCCAUGGGGCUAUCAUCAGAGGCUCUGUACCAGUACAUACCAGCCACAAAAUUGAAAGGAAUGGAUGAUUGGAUACCAGAGUCAUUGCAUUACUCCUUCUAUUCUAAAAGUACUGAUUUUCCAUUAGUCAUAGAGCCAGAAACAGAAUUCAAAUUCCCCGAACAUUUGAAAGUGUAUACUUAUGAAAUGGGCAGUGAAUGGAAUAUGUUCCCAGAGCCCAAGAGAUGUACAACAGGGGUGUACAACUAUUAUCCAAUGGACUGCGGGAGCGUGCUGUCUGUGCUAGCAAUGUGCCUGGCGCCUGGUGACCGACUCCUGGAUAUGUGCUCAGCGCCUGGUGGAAAAGCCCUGGUGGCAUUACAGACCCUAUUGCCUGAUAUUGUUGUCUGCAAUGAUUUAUCAAUAUCCAGAACUAACAGACAACACAGAAUAUUCCGCGACUACUUGUGCGACUUCAAUACCAACAACAGAUGGCGUGAGCGCGUCAUGUUCACCAAUGUUGACGGCAGGCUUUUCACCGACGACCAGGGAUACGACAAGGUUUUAGUUGAUGUUCCUUGCACCACAGAUAGACACUCCGUUAUAGAAGAUGAGAACAAUAUAUUUAGACCAGAUAGAAUCAAAGAGCGGUUAAGAUUACCUGAACUACAAGCGCAACUCCUGACGAAUGCUUUGAGACUGGUGAGAGUGGGCGGCGCGGUAGUAUACUCCACCUGUUCCUUAAGUCCCAUCCAGAAUGAUGGGGUGGUUCAUAUGGCCCUAAAGGCUGCCUUCCAAGAUCACUCCAUAGUGGCUGUUGUUAAGGAUCUGACCGCGUCAUUCAGUGGUUUGAGCAGUACAUUGCAGCUGGGUGCAGGUGACAUCGCCCCACAGUACGGUCAACUGGUGGUACCGACUGUCGAUGCCAACUUUGGUCCCUCGUACAUUGCAAGACUCGUUAGGGUCAAAUAAAUGGUAAUGCAAUGUACUUUUAUAAAAGGUGUAUUUUAAUUCUAUAGGUAUCUGUGUACA
Achroia grisella is the source of this 1712-nucleotide messenger RNA. RefSeq names its product 5-methylcytosine rRNA methyltransferase nsun-4. Gene Ontology annotation, molecular function: S-adenosylmethionine-dependent methyltransferase activity. The record is from RefSeq and is a predicted model, not a curated record. The coding region runs from base 105 to 1652 and encodes 515 amino acids. The transcript is spliced from 10 exons. Gene Ontology annotation, biological process: RNA methylation. NCBI's taxonomy places the organism in Eukaryota, Metazoa, Arthropoda, Insecta, Lepidoptera, Pyralidae.